This is a messenger RNA of Contarinia nasturtii (swede midge), 1508 nucleotides long. Its product is annotated as probable serine/threonine-protein kinase cdc7. The coding region runs from base 251 to 1474 and encodes 407 amino acids. Lineage: Eukaryota; Metazoa; Arthropoda; Insecta; Diptera; Cecidomyiidae. The record is from RefSeq and is a predicted model, not a curated record. The transcript has 5 exons.
UCAAAAAAUUGAUUUAUUUGUCAUUGGUCUAAAAUAUUUUUGUUUGUGAUUUGGAAAAAUUGCUGUAGAAAAAAAAUUAACGAGAAAUGAAUGCUUCUAAACCUAAAUACUAUAACAAUAAAAUCAUUUGAUUUCCCAAAUGUCUUAUUAAAGAUGUUGUCCUAAUAGAUAGUCAUAUCAGUAAAGCGUUAAGCCCGAGACUUUUGCAAUAGUCGCACGAAAAAAAGAUAAUUCAUAAGAUUAUGCCGGGAUGACAAGAAUGACUGGUUCACGAUUUGCUAGAACUGGCCGGUGUCGGCUUUUUAUCGCCUUAGGUGCUUUUGUUUUGAUGGUGACAAUGGUUUUUGUUAAACUUCAGUUGGACGAAGCAAGAAAAAUGGAAGUACGAUGCGAGUACCAGCAAGAUGCUCUAAACUUACAGCUUACAGAUUUACAAAAAAAAUUAAGAGUGGAGCGUUUGCAGUAUGAGCAAUCAGAGCAACAAUCACAAAAGCAAUAUGAACUAAAAGAGAGAACAGUACAAGAAUCAAAUACGAAGUUAAAUUCCUUGCAACAACACUACAAACUCCUUAAAAAUCAAUACGAUGAUUUUAAAGAUGAAUGCACAAAAGAAAAAUCAGAAAAAAUCGAUAAAAUAAAAAGUCUACAGAAUAAAUUAGAAGAGAAUUCCUGUAAAGAAAAGGAUAAGGAUAUUGAAAUUUGGAAGACGAAAUAUUUUGAAUUGUUAAAUGCCAAACAUAUGGAAAGCGUCAAUAAUUUUGAUCAUGAUUGGCGUUCAUCUAGCAGAAGUACGAAAGAAGCAGUUGUUGAAAAAAAUUUUAAUGCACAGAUUGCAGUGAAUAAUAAAUUAUAUUCUAUACCAAUUAAAUACAACAAUAAUACAAAAUCAAAAGAUGAAAAAGUCGAGAAUACUACUUCAAUACUUAAGACAAGUGAGUCUUUAGUGAAUAAUUCUAUUACUUCAUCCAAAAUAAUCUCAUUUAACAAAUCUUCGAAAUCAAAAACCAUUCGAAAUGAACAUCAAAUGAAAUUUCCAAAUGGAGUCGUUCCAAUUCCAUUCGAACAACCGAAUAUUGAACAGAUAAUUCAUUCAUCAGAAAAAGUCCAAGCUAUUCAAAAGAACUCAAAAAAUGAAGAUUUGGGAGCCCGUGAAGAGAAUGACAGUAAUUAUGAAGAACAGAAUGAUCAUAUGGCAAAGGCUUUGAGCCAUACAAAUGAUUUGAUCGGGGAUGAUAAUAAUAAAUCAAAUAACAAAUUCAAUGCAAUAGACAUUCCAAAUGUGAACAAUGAAGAUUUACAAGUGAUUCAGCAACCAAACGAUAUUCUUGCCAAUGAGAAUAAAUUAAAAAAUGAAGUAAAUGAAGAUCAGGGAAAAGCUUACGUGGAUGAGAUGAAUUUCCAGGUGGAAGAUGAGGACGAUGAUGAAUAUACUGACCAUCGACAUCAAGGUCAAGCUGUUCGAGAACGCCGUUAAAUCAGUGAGCAAUAUGGUAAUCCUAAGGGGCAAA